AUAGAGGGGGAGAGCGGGAGGCUUCAGCUCACACAGGCAGAGUGGAGCGGGAGGGAGCAGCCCUUGCACAGCCGGGCUCCGUUAUAGCCCACCGCCCAUCUCUCUCUCUCCCUGUGUGUAUUCGCCGCCCUCCCCCUUUGGAGUUUUGCUUCUAUUUUACAGUGAGCCGCUCUCUAAAAAUGAUGCCCGGCUCUUUACGCCGCUGAGCACGCGUUGCCGACUGGAAUUUGUACUAUUUAAUUCUCUUCCCCCCUCCCCUCUCUUUGUAUUAUGGGGAAAGAGCAGGAACUUCUGGAAGCCGCUCGAAUUGGGAAUGUAGCGGUGGUGGAAAAAUUGCUAAGUGGCAAAAAGGGAUUAUUGGGAAGUGGUCCGAGCUCCACCCCACUCUCCAGCCUGCUGAGGAAGCGGUUUCUGCACUCCAAACUGUCACCCACAAGCAUUUGGCGGGGACCCAACGUAAACUGUACAGAUACUUCUGGUUACACGGCCUUACAUCAUGCUGCUUUGAAUGGACACAAGGAUGUUGUUCUGAAGCUCCUUCAGUACGAAGCCUCCACCAAUGUGGCAGAUAACAAGGGUUGUUUUCCACUCCAUUUGGCUGCUUGGAAGGGAGACAUGGAUAUUGUGAAAAUUCUAAUCCACCAUGGACCAUCCCAUUCGAGAGUCAAUGAGCAGAACAAUGAGAAUGAAACCGCAUUGCACUGUGCAGCACAGUAUGGACACUCAGAUGUGGUCGCCGUCCUCUUAGAGGAACUGACUGAUCCCACAAUAAGGAACAACAAAUUUGAAACACCCCUCGACUUGGCCGCUCUCUAUGGUCGCCUGCAGGUGGUCAAGAUGUUAAUAAAUGCACAUCCAAAUUUGAUGAGCUGCAAUACCAAAAAACAUACUCCUCUACAUCUGGCUGCACGCAAUGGACAUAAGGCCGUAGUCCAGGUUUUGUUGGAGGCCGGCAUGGAAGUGAACUGCCAGACUGAGAAGGGUAGUGCGCUUCAUGAAGCUGCCUUGUUCGGAAAGCUGGAUGUUGUCCGAAUUCUACUGGAAGCAGGAAUUGAUGCAAGUAUUAAGGACACACAAGAAUGGACUGCAUUAGACAUUCUGAAAGAUCACCCGUCCCAGAAAUCACAACAAAUCACCGCUCUUAUACAAGAUUACAUGUUGCAAAAGAUGGAUCUAAAGGGAACAGAAGAACCAGGGAAGCAAUGUCCAGUUCCAACCCCUCGGGCCUCCAUUUCAUCACCAGCAGCCUCACCUUCACAUAAGGUCAAAGGUGAAGCACUAACUGGGGAGCUAUCGAAGCUUUUGUUGGAAAUCAGAGAGAGCCAGGACAAAGAUUUUGAUGAUUUGUGCCAAGCAGUUUCCUCAUGCUCUAUGGACAGUUUUACCAGUGCAAAGGUUUCUGAUGAUGAUGCUGCCAAGUGUGAAAACCAGCCCAAACAUUCCAAGCGAGACCGCCCCUCUCCUCCAAUAAACACGCCACAGGCAGACGAGGAAGAAGGAGAGAAAAGUUGUGGACCAGCAAGACUAUGGGAAGCAUUCACUCCUUGUAAUGGUUGCCGACCACUUGGCUUCCCAAUUUUAACACAGGAAUCUGAAACAAGGAAAGACGACCAGACUCUGGACAUAAGGCUGUCUCCGUCUCUGGACGGUUUCCCUCCAGAAGAGGAGGACAAUCCUUAUGAAUUCCUGGCUACGGCAGUCACCAAGAAACCCCGUUCACUGGAAAUAUCCAGAGUGUCUUCAGGAAUACCAGAAGUUGCGCCACAAGUGACCAUUACUGCACCAGAGGGAAAUCACCAGGGAAAAAGUACAGGUCCCACCCCGGACUGCUCACCACCAUCCCCAGAUACGGCAUUGAAAAAUAUUGAGAAAGUAAUCCGACCUCAGCCUAAGCAACGAACUUCACUGAUUUCAUCUCAGGAGGUAUACAGGCCAAGUCAUGUGUAUGAUCAGUCAGAGGUCAGUUCAUCUGCAGGCUAUGCCAGCGUUAACACCACACCUCCUAUUAGCCCCGCCAACUACUCCAUUGGAUCGAUGGAGGGCAGUGACCUAAUAGAGGAGAGUCUUUGCCAACGUGAGGCCUCUGCGGAAGAUGAACUCCAUGAUGGACACAUCCCUGAGCAGUUUGCAGGUUUACUGCAUGGCUCUUCCCCAGCUUGUGAAUCUCCAGAGAACCCUUAUCAUCUGUACACUAAAACAAAUAAGGAGUUCAGCAAUGACAACGCCUUGAGAAUCAAAGGGCCAACCCGGGAGCCAAAUUUAAUUAAAGCAAAUUCACUACAAUGCACAGAUGAAACAAAUGAAGCACAACGGCCGCAAGCUGUCAGUGAUGCAUCAAUAUUAAACAGAGACAGCAAACCACAAGUUCUUUAUAAAACCAUUUUACACACAAACGUGAACCAGAACGACAGUGACACAUUAGUCAGCACCAGAACUUUUCGGAAUAAUGAUCACUGGAUAAACAGCGCAGGAGAGAAGCUUGCCUUUGAGGAUAGGGCAUGCACUUUAGGAAGGGUAAGAUCAGGAGGGAAGACUCUUCUUGAAUUACAAUUAGCCAGAAACAUUUCAAAGUCAGAUUCCAACCUUAUUACUUGUUCGCCUAUUGAGGAAGAAUCAAGGAGCAGUCGCUGUGAGUCUGUAUCAAACUACUUUAAAGAAAACAAACAGUGCACCGGAAAAUGUCUGGAACGAACACCUUCUUUCACAGCUGAAUGGGAAGAGAUUGAUAAAAUCAUGAGCUCCAUAGGAGCUGGAAUCAAUACUGGCCUGAAAGGAAAGCACGAUGAUGCUUCAGGACCCAGAGUUGUAUUUCAGACUGUGGGACGGUGGCUGGAGAGCAUAGGACUCCCCCAGUAUGAGAACCACCUGCUGGCAAACGGAUUUGACAACAUCCAAUUCAUGGGAAGCAACGUAGUGGAAGAUCAGGAUUUGUUGGAAAUAGGCAUCCUUAACUCUUCACAUAGACAACGAAUCCUCCAGGCAGUUCGUGGCCUACCUCGGGUUAAAGUUAUUGGAUAUGAUACGAACAGUCCAACAUCUGUAGCCGACUGGUUAGAUUCUUUAGAGCUGAAUGAUUACAUCAAGACCUUUCUGGCAAAUGGUUAUACAUCAAUGGAUCUCGUGAAAAAGCUGUGGGAAAUUGAACUCAUUAAUGUGUUGAAAAUUAACCUUCUGGGUCACAGAAAACGAAUCCUAGCAUCACUUGGAGACCGACUUCACGACGAGCCUCCUCAGAAACCUCCGCGAACAAUUACUUUAAGGGUCAGUUGUCCUGAAUCCCGCAAUGCCAUCUUGCAAGAUGAUGUAUAUAUCGUAUCUUGGAUGGACCCUGGGAACAACACUCCUCCUCAACUUUCCCCAUCCCUUAGCCAAAGCACUUACACUGGUGGCUCUCUUGAUAUCCCCUCUUCCCAUUUAAUGAUGCAAGGGGACGCAAGAAGGCGAAUCAAUGACAGCUACUUUGAGGAUAUGCCUAGGUCAAAACUGGAAAGACAAAUGGCUCAGCAGGCAGAAUGGAGUGAGCCUUCCAUUACUCUACGGCCUCCAAAUGAAGCCACAUCAUCUACGCCUGUGCAGUACUGGCAACAUCAUCCUGAAAAGCUGAUUUUUCAGUCCUGUGACUAUGAAGCUUAUUAUUUAGGAUCUAUGUUGGUGAAGGAAUUGCGAGGAACAGAGUCAACACAGGAUGCCUGCUCUAAGAUGCGGAAGGCUUCAGAACAAAUGAAGAAGAUUCCUACAAUUAUACUUUCAAUCUCGUACAAAGGUGUAAAGUUCAUCGAUGCUGCAAACAAGAAUAUCAUCACAGAACAUGAAAUUAGGAACAUUUCUUGUGCUGCUCAAGACCCUGAAGAUCUCUCUACCUUUGCUUACAUCACCAAAGACUUAAAGUCGAGUUACCACUACUGUCAUGUAUUCAGCGCGUUUGAUGUGAAUUUAGCCUAUGAGAUCAUUUUAACACUGGGACAAGCUUUCGAGGUGGCAUAUCAGUUGGCCCUACAAGCCAGGAAAGGUGGCCAUGGUCCGCCCACAAUGCAAGACAGCCUUGAAAGUAAAGCUGGCAAACCCAUCCCAAAGCCGCGAGCAAGUAUCCGGAAAUCUGUGAUUGAUCAACCUCUUCUGGAACAAAAGACUCAUCCUAAUGUACCUUGGAUUGUGGAACCUGUGCAAGAAUCAAAAAGGGCGAUGAGCACUAAUACAAAACACAAAAUUUCACGAAUAGUGACUUGCUCGGCAGUGUGAUGCAUCUUCCGCUUGAGGCAAAGACUAAGAUCUGUGACUGAUUUCUUUCAAAACAAUGCAGCACACGACGUUUUUUGAACUAAACCUGUGAAACCACAAUCAACUGAUUUACUACCUGGAGCGAUCAAUGUUUAUUGAAUAUGAGAAUCGUCAUGUUUCUCAUUUGUUUGCAAAAAAAAAUUAAAGAUUUGGCAGCAUAUAAUAUGGCUAUGCUGCAUUGCCUAUUGAAACCACGUUGAGCUAGAAUUUAACUGUGGUGUGAACAGGCAGCAUUGUAAAAAAUGAUGAUAAUUAUAUGGCAUCAUCUCUGGAAAAAAAAAACUAUUGUGAAUCAAUUUAAUGUUUAUUUUAGAAUCCUUAUUGAACUUGUGUAAUAAUGGUCUUAAGUUGUUUCAAUGUUACAUUAUUUUUAUAUGAUAUAGAAACUAAGCUGGGCUUACUGAUAAAGGUCACCCAAUAUAAGUUAAGGAUGACUAUUAGAGCUUGGGUUGUAAUUGAUAAUCAAAUGUAUAUUGUAUGGUUGGACUGAAUUUUAGUUCAAUUCAGUGUUAAUCUUUUAAUACGGUAUUAUAGUACUUGAACAAUGCUGUUUCCUUGUACAUAUUUUGCCUAUUCACUGUUGAUACAUGUAUGUAGUAAUUUGGCAGUCUAAAAGAACCACUGUAAACAUGGUACCAAAAUGAAAAUGUAUGGGGAUAAAAUAGUGGCCUCGCUGCAACUAAUAAUUGUACAUAUGCUUGGGCUUCCAGUUACAGAUUUUGUAAUUUUGUCAUUAUUUAUAUCCUGCAAAAGCACAUUAAAUAAACAGGAUGUAUAAACAUA
This is a messenger RNA of Carcharodon carcharias (great white shark), 5061 nucleotides long. RefSeq names its product ankyrin repeat and sterile alpha motif domain containing 1B (gene anks1b). The record is from RefSeq and is a predicted model, not a curated record. The transcript is spliced from 28 exons. NCBI's taxonomy places the organism in Eukaryota, Metazoa, Chordata, Chondrichthyes, Lamniformes, Lamnidae. Bases 271 to 4239 code for a protein of 1322 amino acids. Gene Ontology annotation, cellular component: cytosol. Gene Ontology annotation, molecular function: protein binding.